Aspergillus ibericus CBS 121593 is the source of this 3953-nucleotide messenger RNA. RefSeq names its product putative ABC multidrug transporter. The record is from RefSeq and is a predicted model, not a curated record. The coding region runs from base 81 to 3953 and encodes 1290 amino acids. Gene Ontology annotation, cellular component: membrane. Gene Ontology annotation, molecular function: ATP binding; ABC-type transporter activity; ATP hydrolysis activity. NCBI's taxonomy places the organism in Eukaryota, Fungi, Ascomycota, Eurotiomycetes, Eurotiales, Aspergillaceae. The transcript is spliced from 4 exons. Gene Ontology annotation, biological process: transmembrane transport.
CGUUCGAUCGUUUAACCCGAUCAUUGUCUGUCACGUCCUGCCAUGUGCUUGAUGGCGGAUAGAGAAUACUGGUCGCCAUCAUGAAGUGGAAGGAGGACAUUUGUCUGGAAGAACUGCCCAAGUCCCCUGGCUCUGAGAGCACUGCCAUCUCGCUGUCGGAUAUCGAGAAAGACAUCCUUGACAAGCAGGUUACGGCGCCGCCCUCACAGCCCGGGUUCUUUGGCAUCUACCGAUAUGCCAGUCGCUGGGACAUUUUCCUCAUCAUUCUGAGUUCGAUCGCAUCCAUCGCCGGAGGGGCUGCGCUGCCUUUAUUCACUGUCCUCUUUGGCAACCUCACCUCCACCUUUCAAGACAUCGCCGUCGGCACCAUCACCUACGAGCACUUUCACAACGAACUCAACAAAUACGUCGUCUACUUCAUCUACCUCGCCGUCGCCGAGUUCCUCACCAUCUACAUUGCGACCGCAGGAUUCAUCUACACCGGCGACCAUGUGGUCCAGCGGAUCCGCGUGGAAUACCUGCGCGCGAUUCUGCGCCAGAACAUUGCCUUCUUCGAUAACCUGGGUGCGGGUGAAAUCACCACCAGAAUCACCGCAGACACCAACCUGAUUCAGGAUGGAAUCUCUGAGAAAGUCGGCCUGGCGCUGACCGGAUUGUCCACCUUUGCUACGGCAUUCAUCAUCGCCUACAUCAAGUACUGGAAGCUGGCCUUGAUCUGUAGCGCGACCCUCAUUGCUCUGCUCGUGAUUAUGGGCGGAGGCUCCAUGUUCUCCCUGGUGUAUAGCAAGAAAUCACUGGAAUGCCAGGGUCGCUGCGGUAGCUUUGCCGAGGAUAUUCUGGAUUCCGUCCGGACGGUCGUGGCGUUUGAUGCCCAGAAUGUCCUCGCUACCAAGUACGAUGCUCACCUUCAGGAAUCGGAAGGGCCGGCCCGGAAAUCACAAAUCAUCUUUGCUGUCAUGGUGGGCGCAUUGCUGUCCUGCAUCCAUCUGAACUAUGCCCUGGGGUUCUGGCGCGGGAGCAUCUUCCUCGUGCAUGGCGAUAGCGGCGUCCAGGCGGGUGAUAUCCUGACCAUUCUCAUGUCCAUCAUGCUGGGAUCGUACCACCUGGGGAACGUGGCUCCGAAUACUCAGGCCAUCUCUAAUGCCGUAGCGGCAGCCUCCAAGCUGUACAGCACCAUUGAUCGUCCGUCUCCGUUGGAUGCCAGCUCCGAGCAGGGCCUCAAGCUGGGCCACAUCAAGGGCAACAUUGUGCUACAGAAUAUCCGUCAUGUCUACCCUUCUCGCCCCGAGGUCAUUGUUGCCAACGAUCUGAGCGUGUACAUCCCGGCUGGCAAGACCACGGCCUUUGUAGGACCCUCGGGAUCGGGCAAAAGUACCAUCAUCGGCCUGAUCGAGCGGUUCUACAAUCCCGUAGCUGGCCGCAUCACGCUGGAUGGACACGACCUGCAAACCCUGAAUCUGCGCUGGCUGCGACAGCAGGUGUCGUUGGUGUCGCAGGAGCCCCGACUCUUCUCGGCCAGCAUUUACCAGAACAUCAAGUUCGGGCUGAUCGGAUCAGAGUAUGAGAAUGAAACCGAGGCGCAAAUCACCAAGCGGAUUCAUGAUGCUGCCCGCAUGGCGAAUGCACACGACUUCAUCAUGGCCCUGCCCAACCGGUACGACACCAACAUCGGGUCGUUCUCGCUGUCUGGUGGCCAGAAGCAACGCAUUGCCAUUGCUCGCGCCAUCGUCAAAGACCCCCAGCUACUUCUACUCGAUGAAGCGACUUCGGCGCUGGACGCCAAGUCGGAAGAAAUCGUGCAGUCGGCGCUGGAUAAAGCCUCCAAGGGUCGCACGACCAUUGUCAUCGCCCAUCGUCUCUCCACCAUCAAGGAGGCCCACAACAUUGUCGUCCUCGUCAAUGGCCACAUCGUUGAGCAAGGGCCACACGGCCAGCUCAUGGACCGCGGCGGAGUCUACCGCGACAUGGUCGAAGCCCAGCAAAUCAAGCAAAAAGAGGAACGGAAACGACACGAGUCGAUGACCUUUUUCUUCGACGACGACUACGAGACCUUCCGCAUGCAAGAAGAGGACGUCCUCAGCGACGACGCCUCCGACAUUGGCCUGCGAUCCGGCAGCAAGCACAAGCGCCGGAUGACUCGCAUGUCCAUGUUCAUCGCCCCCCUCCCCUCCAAGCUCAAACAAACCUUUUCCCUCUGGACCCUCUUCAAAUUCCUCGCCUCCUUCAACCGUCCCGAAUGGCCCAUCAUGUUCCUCGGCCUCGCGGCCUCCAUCAUCGCGGGGGGCAUCCAACCCUCGCAAGCCGUCCUCUUUGCCAAAGCCGUCAGCACCCUCAGUCUGCCCCCCUUCGAAUACGACAAACUCCGCCACGACGCCAACUUCUGGUCCCUGAUGUUCCUCAUGAUGGGCAUGGUCACCCUCUGCAUCUACAGUCUCCAGGGGACCCUCUUCGCCUACAGCUCCGAACGCAUGAUCUACCGCGCCCGCAGCCAGGCCUUCCGGGUGAUGCUCAACCAAGAAAUCUCCUUUUUCGACCGCGACGAGAACACCACCGGUGCCCUCACCUCCACGCUCUCCGCCGAAACCAAACAACUCGCCGGCAUCAGCGGCGUGACCCUAGGCACCAUCCUCAUCGUCACCGUCAACCUCGGCGCCUCCCUCGUCGUCGCGCUCGUCAUGGGCUGGAAACUCGCCCUCGUGUGCAUCUCCGCCGUCCCGGUCCUCUUGGCCUGCGGCUUCAUCCGCGUCUGGAUGCUGGAUAAAAUCCAACGGCGGGCUAAAUCCGCGUACCAGAAAUCCGCCAGUUCAGCCUGCGAAGCCGCCUCCGCCAUUCGCACCGUGGCCUCUCUCACCAUGGAACCGGAAGUCCUCACCUCCUACGAAUCCCAACUCCACAACCAACUCCAACGCGACAUCUUCCCCAUCCUCAAAUCCUCCGCCCUGUACGCCAGCUCCCAAGCCCUCCCCUUCCUCUGCAUGGCCCUCGGCUUCUGGUACGGCGGUUCCCUCCUCGGCAAGGGCCAAUACACCGUCUUCCAAUUCUACGUCUGCUUCAGCGAAGUCAUCUUCGGUGCCCAAGCCGCGGGGACCAUCUUCUCCCACGCGCCAGACAUGGGCAAGGCGAAGAACGCGGCCGUGGAAUUCAAAAAGCUGUUCCGGAACCAAUCCAUCAACGCGUACAAAAGCACCGGCGUGCAUGUCUCCUCCAUGCAAGGUGAGGUCGAGUUCCGAGACAUCUCCUUCCGAUAUCCGACUCGUCUGGAGCAGCCGAUUCUCCGACACUUGAACCUCAAAGUGAAACCGGGGCAAUAUGUCGCGUUGGUGGGAUCGAGCGGGAGCGGGAAAAGUACCAUCAUCGCCCUGUUGGAACGAUUCUAUGAAGCCCAGGUGGGGGAGAUCUACAUCGACGGACGGAAUAUCAACGCGUUAGAUCGACGGUCGUAUCGCAGCCAUCUCGCGCUGGUGAGUCAAGAACCGUCGUUGUUUCACGGCACCAUUAAGGAGAAUAUUCUCCUGGGGGUGACGGAUCGUGAAUCCGUCUCGGAUGAGAUGUUGGUUAAGGCGUGCAAGGAUGCGAAUAUUUAUGAUUUUAUCAUGUCGUUGCCACAAGGCUUUCAGACGCUGGUCGGCAACAAAGGCGGGAUGCUCUCGGGCGGCCAAAAACAACGCAUCGCGAUCGCGCGCGCGCUGAUUCGAAACCCGCGCAUCUUGCUGCUCGAUGAAGCCACCUCGGCGUUGGAUUCCGAGUCCGAGAAAGUCGUGCAGGCGGCGUUGGAUGCGGCCGCGAAGGGCAGGACGACGAUCGCGGUGGCGCAUCGGUUGAGUACGAUUCAGCGGGCAGAUGUGAUUUAUUUUCUGGAGGGGGGGGAGGUGGUGGAGUCGGGGACGCAUAAGGAGUUGGUGAGGAGGAGGGGGCGGUAUUUUGAGAUGGUGAAUUUGCAGAGUUUGAGGUGA